CGGCGCCAGGUGCACCUGCCCCGGCGACGUCUGCAAGGCGUUCGGCGCGGGCGCGGACUUCGUGAUGCUCGGCGGGAUGCUGGCGGGCCACGACGAGUGCGGUGGCCAGGUCAUAGAGCAGAACGGCGAGUACUUCAAGGUGUUCUAUGGCAUGUCCAGCGACACGGCCAUGAAGAAGCACGCCGGCGGCGUGGCCGAGUACCGCUCCUCCGAGGGGAAGACGGUGAAGGUCCCCUACCGGGGGCCCCGACGGACCCGUGCGCGACGUGCUCGCGGCAUCCGGCUCGAACGUGCACUGUACGUGGGCGCCUCGGAGCUCCGCGAGCUGUCGAAGCGCACGACGUUCGUGCGGGUGACCCAGCAGCUCAACCAGGUCUUCUCCGAAGCGGCGAAGCACACCCCGCCCGCGGUCCAAGCCCCCGACGCCAAGCGCGCCCGCGUGGAGGACCAGGAGGGCAGGGCGGCGGCGUGACCGCGCCGCGGAGGGGCCCGCGGGCCCCGCGGCCCGCCGCCGCGGCUGUUCCGCCAGGGUCGCUCGCGCACGGCCGCCACUUGCCAGGGCUCCUUCUCGAUUCCUCCGAUCCGACCCGGCGGAGACGUGGAUCGCUCUCAAUUUUUCUCAUCCUGCUUGGAGGAUUGGGCUUGCGGCUCGCAGCUGGAAUAGCUCGAGCGUCUUAGUUAUGCCGCGCGAUGCACGAGUUUUCAAGUUACGUGCCAGCGUGCGGAAAUCCAGUCUAGACUGGGUUCCCAAGACGGGGAGAGCUAGUAGGCGUCGGGGUCAUUUGUUUCGCGUGCUAGUGUCGUCUGACCCCCUCCACCUCACCUAACCUGUGGGCAGUUCAAGCCGAGGGAGGCCUCCGCUAUGCGGGGCAGACCCCGGGCCUGCGGGGUACAAGGGCUGACCGCAGCAUUGCCUCGCGAAUGCUGCCUGGGGCGGCCAGCGCUUGACCGUCGUCGAGGCGCGGCUGGCAGAGGGAGAAAGCGCAGCCGCCCGCAGUCGCC
This is a messenger RNA of Prorocentrum cordatum, 1002 nucleotides long. Lineage: Eukaryota; Dinophyceae; Prorocentrales; Prorocentraceae. The record is from the annotation of a GenBank genome assembly.